AUGGCAAAGGGGUUAGCAGUGUUGAUGAGUGUGCUCCUUUUUGUGCUGGCUGCCCCUAGUAAGGCCGACACGCAAGACGGGCCUGGCUCCUCGAGCCAUGGUGGGUCUGCACCGACACACAUACACUUCUACUUCCACGACAAGAUUACUGGCCCAUCACCGUCCGCUGUGAAGGUAGUGAACCCACCGAACAACACAUCACUGACCUCAUUUGGUGUGAUGUUUGUCAUGGACGACCCGUUAACUGAGGGGCCCGAUCCUGCAUCAAAGCCCGUGGGCCGGGCCCAGGGCAUGUACCUCUCAGCAGACCAAGCUCGGAUAGGCUUCCUACAAGCCAUGAAUAUUGUGCUCACCGUUGGGCCAUAUAAUGGUAGCAUGAUCACCGUCCUCGGCAGCAACCACAUAAACGACAAUAUCCGUGAGAUGCCGGUCGUCGGUGGCACUGGGGCCUUCCGCUUCGCUCGUGGGUAUGCCCAGGCCCAUACCCACUUUUUGGACCCAAAUAGACUCGACGCCAUCGUUGAAUACAAUGUCUAUGUUUUCCAUUGAUCUUCAAACAAUGCUUUGAGUGUGUAAUAAUGGAGAAUUCAUGCAAGGUUUGGCUUAGUUACUCAUGUCCAAUGUUUGUUCUGUAUGUUAGGGUAUGCAUUCGGUUCCCUUUGUUGUGGUACAGUUAUUUUCCCAAAUUAAUCCAUAUGAUCAACAAGGACUAGC
Molecule: messenger RNA, 714 nt
Organism: Oryza brachyantha (malo sina)
Lineage: Eukaryota; Viridiplantae; Streptophyta; Magnoliopsida; Poales; Poaceae
Product: dirigent protein 1-like
Exons: 1
Coding region: 1-549 (182 amino acids)
Source: RefSeq, a predicted model, not a curated record